GGCGGCGCGGCCCCGCCACCACCGGCCCCGCCGCCGCCGCCGCGCCAUGCCGGCCGCCCGCGCCGACUACCUGGCGCCCUGGUGGGCGGCCUGGCUGCACGGGCUGCCGCACCGCGGCCUGCGCCUCCAGCCCGUGCCCGCCGCCUUCCGACCGCGCGACCCCGAGUACCAGCAGUCGCUGCUCUUCCUGGGCUUGGUGGCCGCCGUCUGCCUCGGCCUCAACCUCCUCUUCCUCACCGUCUACCUGAUCUGCCUGUGCUGCUGCAAGCGGGAUGCGGAGCCGGAGAGCAAGCGGCCCGGCUCCUGCUGCGUCACCUGGACGGCCGUGGUCGCCGGGCUCGUCUGCUGCGCGGCCGUCGGCGCCGGCUUCUACGGGAACAGCGAGACCAACGACGGCGUGUACCAGCUGCUCUACGCCCUCGGCAACGCCAACCGCACCCUCACCGGCAUCGACGCCCUGGUCGCCGGCACCACGCUGCAGAUGGGGGCGAGCCUGGAGCAGCCGCUGGCGCGGCUGAACGAGAUGCUGGCGGCGCGGGGCGACUUCGUGCAGAGCCUCAAGCUGGUGCGGCAGCUGGCCGGCGGCGUGGUGCUGCAGCUCGCGGGGCUGCCGGCCCGGCACAGCGCCAGCGCCAACCUCACCCUGCUCGCCGGGCGCGUCGCCUACGCCGAGUACUACCGGUGGCUGGCCUACCUGCUCUUCUUCAUCCUCGUCCUCACCGUCUGCCUGCUGGGCUGCCUGGGGCUGGCCAAGCGCUCCCGGUGCCUCCUCACCACGAUGCUGUGCUGCGGGCUCCUGACGCUGCUCCUCAGCUGGGCCUCCGUGGCCGUGGACGCGGCGGCGGCGGUGGGCACCAGCGACUUCUGCGUGGCCCCGGACAAGUUCGUCAUGAACCUGACGGAGAACGACAUCAGCGCGGAGGUGGUUCACUACUACCUGUACUGCGACCAGAGCCGGAGCAGCCCCUUCCAGCAGGCGCUGACCGUCUUCCAGCGCUCGCUCACCACCAUGCAGAUCCAGGUCCAGGGCCUGGUGCAGUUCGCGCUGCCCCUCUUCCCGAUGGCCGAGAAAGACCUGCUGGAGGUCCAGCAGCUCCUCAACGCCUCGGAGACCAGCCUGCACCAGCUCACGGCCCUGCUGGACUGCCGGGGCUUGCACAAGGACUACCUGGACGCCCUCAUCGGCAUCUGCUACGACGGGGUGGAGGGCUUGCUCUACCUCCUGCUCUUCUCCCUGCUGCUGGCCGCCUCCUUCUCCACCAUCAUCUGCGCCGCUCCGCGCGCCUGGAAGCACCUGGCUGCCAGGGACCGCGACUACGACGACAUGGACGAGGAGGACCCCUUCAACCCGCAGGCGCGCCGCAUGGCCGCCCACGCGCCGGCCCGCGGGCAGCUCCGCAGCUUCUGCAGCUACAGCAGCAGCCUGGGCAGCCAGAGCAGCCUGCACCCGCCCGCCCAGGCCAUCUCCAACGCCCCCGUCGCCGAGUACAUGAACCAAGCCGCGCUCUUCGGCGGAAACCCGCGCUACGAGAACGUGCCCCUCAUCGGCCGAGGCUCUCCCCCCCCUACGUACUCCCCGAGCAUGCGGGCCACCUACCUCUCCGUCACCGAUGAGCACGUGCGGCACUGCAACGCCGAGUUCCCGGCCUAGGGCGCCCGCCCCGAGCCGCUCGCGGGAGGAGAAAAGGCCACCGGCGUUUCUGUAACGGAAACCAGAGACAGCUUGGGAAGCGGGCGGCAGCAGCUCUCCCGGUGGGAAGAGCGGGGCCCGGAGCCGACGGGGAGCCCCAGCGUCCUCCUCUCUCGGCAGCUCGUGCUCGCUCUGGAGUCUUCCUCUCCGAAGUGCAGCUGGGGCCUUUUCCCCCCGGACUAACAGUGAUCCCGCGUCUCUCGCGGGCGCCCGCCCAGGGCCCUGCUCUUCCCCGCGGCGCGGGGGGCCCGGCCGCCCCUUCGCCCCCGUAGCAAUGCAAUACCAACCACUAGUGACUCCCCCCGCGGUGGCGGGCGCCGGCGGCUUUCGGUACGGUUGUUUUGGCCUUGCUGGUUUUCCUUUGCUUUGCUUCUGGGUUUCACCACUGAAGAGCAGAGGCACAGUUCGACUUCCCGCCUCGGCUCGGAGCUGAUUUUGCUGUAAUGCAUGCUUGUAACGGGCGAUUUUUCGGUACCUCCACUCCCGGGGGCCGGUGUGGGAAGCCCCGAGGAAGCCGCGUGCCCGGGGGGAGCCCUGGGGCAGGCCAGGCCGGGCCGGGCGGGAGGCGAACGGUGCCGGGGCCGGCGCAGAGCCGAGGCCUGCUGCGGGCCGUGCUGCUCCAUCGCAGUGACUCACUGUGUCUUUUAAAGAUAACUUGUACAUACCCUUCUGUCCCGUAACACCAUUCGCCCGUGUCAGGUGCGACUAGCGUUACCUGCUGUUGGAAACCUCCUGGAGACUCGAGGUUUGGAUUUUUUUUUUCUUUUUUUUGGCUUUUAAUGUUUUAACGGUACUGGUAGAAGAGCUGUUUUUAAACGCAUGUGAACUAACCUCAUUAGGGCUCCCGGGCGGAGGAGCGGGAGUCCGGCCUGAUUUGUAUGUGCCCUCAGGGGAGAAGACAAUAAACACUUGUACUAAACU
Dromaius novaehollandiae (emu) is the source of this 2611-nucleotide messenger RNA. It is a transcript of the gene TTYH2, whose product is annotated as tweety family member 2. Gene Ontology annotation, molecular function: intracellularly calcium-gated chloride channel activity; volume-sensitive chloride channel activity. Gene Ontology annotation, cellular component: plasma membrane. The record is from RefSeq and is a predicted model, not a curated record. NCBI's taxonomy places the organism in Eukaryota, Metazoa, Chordata, Aves, Casuariiformes, Dromaiidae. Bases 47 to 1651 code for a protein of 534 amino acids. The transcript has 14 exons.